Penaeus indicus is the source of this 3504-nucleotide messenger RNA. RefSeq names its product inactive phospholipase C-like protein 2. Gene Ontology annotation, molecular function: calcium ion binding; phosphatidylinositol-4,5-bisphosphate phospholipase C activity. Lineage: Eukaryota; Metazoa; Arthropoda; Malacostraca; Decapoda; Penaeidae. Gene Ontology annotation, biological process: release of sequestered calcium ion into cytosol; phosphatidylinositol-mediated signaling; lipid metabolic process. The transcript is spliced from 22 exons. The record is from RefSeq and is a predicted model, not a curated record. The coding region runs from base 484 to 3504 and encodes 1006 amino acids.
ACUAGACCAGUUAUGAGAGAGCCGGGGAAGGCGCCACUCCCUACGCUCUCGUCCUUGUGGCACUGCCGUGUGCUGUGACUUCGCGCGGCGGUUUGCGGUGUUUAUCAGUGCUUUUAUGUUCCUAAGGUUUGAUAAAGAAGGAAAUCUAAAGAAAAAGACAAGUGAGCUAUUCACAAUGUGUCAUUUGGCUCUUCGUGAAAAAUAACCAAGUGCGUGUAGUAAGUCGGUAUAAUAAAUAAUAAUAAAGAGAAAAAUUGUGCCAGCCACGUAAGAAAGCUUUUCAGUGAUUACAGCUUUAGUUUCAACGCAGUGCAAGGCAAUGUAGGGCAAUGAGAUAUCACUCAGAAGAAAAAAGUUAACAAUGGUUUGCUAGAAGCGAAGGUGCUCCCCUCCGGGUGGAAGACACUGUUUGCUUAUCGGGUAAAGUAGAUUGUUGGAGGGUCCUCCGGCCGCCCACGCACGGCGUUCUAACUCCUGCACGAGAUGGCUGACUCCGGUCUCAGCUCCACGCCGGAGGCAGGUGGGGAAGGCUCCUCGGACCGCAUUCACUACCUCCACCAGAACAGAAAUGGUCGAGCUGGAUCUCCGAGUGAUGAGUUCCCUCCUCGCUCUCCGAGUCCCCGGUACAGAAGGUAUUCGGACUCGACCCCGACCAGGAGUCCCUCGCCGAUGCCACCGGGCGAGGAUUUCGACGAAGUGGACAGCAAGGGCCCGCGCAAGACGAAGUCGGUGUCGUUCCACUCGCACACCAACUGGAAGAGCGACAGGAAGAUCCAAAGUGCAUACGACUGCCUGGAGUACAUGAUCGAGGGCUCCAGCAUGGUGAAGCUCCGGGCCAACAGCCGCCAGUACCACCGGUACUUCCGCCUCCUGGAGGACCUGUCCGCCAUCCGCUGGACGCCCACCUCGAAGAAGUCCAGCAAGGCGCAGCUGCUCAUCGAGAACAUCAAGGAGAUCCGCACGGGCAAGAACUGCGAGAGCCUGCGCAACAAGGAGUUCCCGAUGACGUACAACGAGGAGCGGAUCUUCAGCAUCCUCUACGGCGACUCCUACGACAGCUUGGACCUCAUCGCCGGCUCGCCCGAGGAGGCCAACAUCUGGGUCACGGGCCUCAACGCCCUCAUCGGGGCGUCCAAGUCGCCCGACGUCAUGGUGGAGAGACAGACGCUGCGAGAGACGUGGCUUCGGGAGAUGUUCCAAAAAGCCUCGAAAAACUCCACGGGCUUUAUUGACCAGAGUACCUGUAUUAAACUAAUCAAGAGGCUCGACUCCCACGUGACUCUGGUGAGGGUCAAGCAGAAGCUGCAGGAAUUCGACAUGGCCAAGACAGACGGCUGUCGAGGACGGAUAGACAGCCAAGAAUUCAUAGAUAUGUUCAAAGAAAUUGCCACUAGACCGGAGAUCUAUUUUCUUCUCAUAAGAUAUGCGAACAAAGACUACCUCACGUUAGAAGAUUUGCAUUUGUUCUUGGAAGGAGAACAAGGGCUGGCGGGCCUCACGUCGGAGAAGGUCCUCGAGUUCAUCGAGAAGUACGAGCCGGCGCCGGAAGCGAGAAAAAACAAGCAGAUGCUGAUUGACGGCUUCACCAAGUACCUGAUGAGCGACGAGUGCGACCUGUUUGACCCCGCCCACCGCCAGGUCUGCCAGGACAUGACUCAGCCUCUGGGACACUACUUCAUCUCCACCAGCCAUAACACUUACCUGCUCGAGGACCAGCUCAAGGGGCCCUCCAGCGUCGACGGCUACAUACGGGUCCUCACGUGUGGCUGCCGCUGUGUCAAAGUGGACGUGUGGGACGGCCAGGACGAGCCGGUCGUCUACCACGGCAACACCCUCACCAGCAAGGUGCCCUUCCGGGACGUGGUCGACGCCAUCGCCAGCUACUCCUUCGACUUCUCCGUGUACCCGGUCAUCGUCCACCUGGAGAACCACUGCAGCAUCAAGCAGCAGCAGAUCAUGGCGUCGCUCCUGAAGACGCUGCUGGGCUCCUACCUGUACAUCCACCCGCGGGACUCGCCGAAGGCCGUCACGGACCUCAGCCCCGAGGAACUCAAGUACAAGGUCAUACUUAAGGGCAAGAAGCUCCCCGACGAGGGCGCGCCGGAGGGCGAGGUGUCGGACGAGGACGAGGGCGGCGAGACCAAGCGCAACAACAACCCGCGCAGGAUCCGCCUCUGCCGCGAGCUGUCCUCCCUCAUCUCCCUCUCCAGGAUCCGCUUCACCGACGUCGCCUCCGCCAGGACCAGACAAAACCACGGGGAGAUGAGCAGCCUGAGCGAGUCCUGCGCCGCCAAGCUGGCCCACACGUGCCCGGAAGAGCUGGUCAACCACAAUAAGACCUUCCUGACGAGAGUCUACCCCAAUUCGUCCCGCGUCGACUCCUCCAACUACAACCCGCAGGACUUCUGGAAUUCGGGUUGCCAGUUAGUGGCGCUCAACUUCCAGACUCCGGGCCAGAUGAUGGACGUCUACGAAGGAAAGUUCCGCGCCAACGGCGGCUGCGGCUACCUCAUCAAGCCCGCCGUCAUGAGGGAGCACAUCUCCGUGUUCUCGGCCAACUCCAGGGAGACCAUUCCGGGCGUCGCGCCGCAGCUCCUCAAGAUCAAGAUCAUCAGCGGCCAGUGUCUGCCGAAGCCCCGAGGCUCCACGGCGACGAAGGCCAGUUUCAUCGACCCUUACGUCGUCAUCCAGGUGUUCGGCAUUCCGGCAGACUGCACAGAGGCCAAGACCCGCACCGUGAGCAACGACAGCAGCUUCCCGGUCUUCGACGAGAGCUUCGAGUUCCUGAUCAACCUCCCCGAACUGGCCAUCGUCCGCUUCGUGGUCCUGGACGACGAGUUCAUCGGGGACGACUUCGUGGGCCAGUGCACCGUGCCCUUCGACUGCAUCCAGACGGGGUACCGCCACGUCCGGCUGCUGUCGAGCAUGGGCGAGCCGAUGGAGAACGCCUCGCUGUUCGUGCACGUGUCCAUCUCCAACCGGAGGGGCGGCGGGAAGCCGCAGCGGGUGAAGGGGCGACGGGCGGACAAGGUUCAGGCGGACAUUAAGCCGGUGGGCGUCAGAGCAGCUGACGACGUCUUCAAGGAGGCGCUGGCCUCGCUCACCGAAGCGGAGUUCGAGGAGAGCAAGGUGGAGCGGGCGUGGACCGACCUGCAGGACGAGUGCGGCCUCGAGCACACGGCCAACAUGAAGCAGUGUCUCAAAGUGACCAUCUCGCGCUACAUGGCCCACCCGGACACCAACCAGCUCAGCAUCCGAGAGGAGAACGGGAUUCCAUUCCUGAGGAGUUCUUGUCCGGGUCCUCUUCCUUCACAUUUGCAUAAAUUAGAAGUCGCCUUAGAAAAGGUGAGGAGAAAAAAGUCGAUAUUUGAGAAAAUAUUUGCACACCCAAGGACUCAAAGGAAGCUCUUCAGUAUCACUCUUGUAGAUUGGAACCUGAACAGACGUUUCAAGGCCGAAGAGUUCUGUGGCUCUACGUUAGAGGAAAUGUACCUUGUAAUGUAG